Molecule: messenger RNA, 1390 nt
Organism: Ananas comosus (pineapple)
Lineage: Eukaryota; Viridiplantae; Streptophyta; Magnoliopsida; Poales; Bromeliaceae
Product: small nuclear ribonucleoprotein-associated protein B'-like
Exons: 2
Coding region: 159-950 (263 amino acids)
Biological process (GO): mRNA splicing, via spliceosome
Cellular component (GO): U2 snRNP; U4 snRNP; U2-type prespliceosome
Molecular function (GO): RNA binding
Source: RefSeq, a predicted model, not a curated record
CGCUCUCGGCUCGGGUUAGAAAAGAAAAACCCUUUCCCCCGCCUCUUCUUCUUCUUCUCUUCUACCUCCGCACUCCCAACAAUACCUCCUAAACCCUAACCCUAACCCUAAGCCCUGGUGUCCGGGGAGGGAGGGAAAUUGUAGCGAGCGCGGCGACCAUGUCGAUGUCGAAGGGGUCGAAGAUGCUGCAGUUCAUCAACUACCGCAUGCGCGUGACGAUCCAGGACGGGCGGCAGCUGGUGGGCAAGUUCAUGGCCUUCGACCGGCACAUGAACCUGGUGCUCGGCGACUGCGAGGAGUUCCGGAGGCUGCCCCCCGUGAAGGGCGCGAAGAAGGCCGGCGAGGAGCGCGAGGAGCGCCGCACCCUUGGCCUCGUCCUCCUCCGCGGCGAGGAGGUCGUCUCCAUGACGGUCGAGGGCCCCCCUCCCCCCGACGACUCCCGCGCCAAGGNCGGCCGCGGCGUCCCCGCCGCCCCCCUCGUCCAGGCCCAGCCCGGCCUCGCCGGCCCCGUCCGCGGCGUCGGCGGCCCCGCCCCGGGCAUGAUGCAGCCCCAGAUCUCCCGCCCCCCCGUGCCCCAGCUCUCCGCCCCGCCCGUCGCCUACCCGCAGGUCGUGCGGCCCCCGCCCCCCGGCUACCCCGGCCAGCCCCAGCCCCCCGUCGGCCGCGGCCCCCCGCCGCCCAUGUCCAUGCAGUUCGCCCCCAGGCCCGGCGGCCCGCCCCCGCAGUUCCCCGGCCCGCCGCCCCAGUUCGGCCAGCGGCCCAUGGGCCCUCCCCCGCAGAUGAUGAGGGGCCCGCCGCCGCCCGCGCCCAGGCCCGGGAUGCCGCCCCCGCCCAGGCCCGGGAUGCCGCCCCCGCCCGGCGCAGGCGUGCCCAUGUUCGCCCCGCCGAGGCCGGGGAUGCCGCCGCCGCCGCCGAAUCCCCAGCAGCCCGGCCAGAAUCAGCAGCAGUAGAUCUCCGGUAUUUCGCCCAUCCCUGUGUGUCUUCAGAGUGGCAUCUGUCUCGUAGCAGCAUUAGAGGAUUCAGCUGUGGAGGAUUUUGUUGCUCUUAUGGUACUUUCGGUUUCGGUCUAUUUCAGCUUCUUAUGUAGGUCUUUUUUCAAACUUAAGUGACCUCAAGUAUAUCAGCAUUCUGCGGUUACUAGAACUCUUGACAUGUGAGUAGUUCUUUGUAUGCAUGUUGUCUGAUUCUUUGAUCAUGGCAAUGUUAUGGAUAGCGCUGAGAUGUUUCAAAGUUCUUGAAUUUGAAUAUUUUAUGAUAUUCUGGAUCAGUAGUUGUAUUGGAGUCUAUAUUUCAUCGUCUCAUAUUAUACAAUGUGAGAUGUUGAAAAGGUCUAACCAGGAUAAUAUGGUUACCUCGUAUUGAAAUGAUGUUUUAACAAAAAGUUUCUCGC